This is a messenger RNA of Rodentolepis nana, 2580 nucleotides long. Lineage: Eukaryota; Metazoa; Platyhelminthes; Cestoda; Cyclophyllidea; Hymenolepididae. The record is from the annotation of a GenBank genome assembly.
AUGACUUCAGCUGUUGUUGGAUUUGACGUUGGUAGUCUUACAAGCUACAUUGGUGCCGCCAAAAGGGGUGGAAUAGAGAUAUUAGCUAAUGAUGUUAGCGAUAGGAAUACUCCGUCCUGCGUGGCUUUCAAUGGAGCCUCAAGAUUUAUCGGUUAUGCUGCUGAACAGCAAUCCGUAACAAAUCUUUCCAACACAGUAACUGCUUUUUCCCGUCUUAUCGGCAAAAUGGAAAAUGAUCCUAUCAUAAAUACUGAAAGGGAACAUGUUUUCUAUCAAAUUGUUUCAGACAGCCAAGGGCGGGCUGCUAUUAUGGUUCAUAUUAACGGAGAACCGACUGUUCUUCUUCCAGAGCAAAUCCUUGCUAUGCAACUUCAUAAGCUCACCGAAGUUGCUGAGGCGGAUCUUAAGACAAAAGUUGUGGAUGUUGUUCUGAGCGUGCCUUCUUAUUACACUGAUCGUGAACGCAGAGCGUUUAUCGAUGCUUCGAGAAUUGCAGGACUUAAUUGUACUAGGCUUGUGAACGAAACAACAGCAAUUGGAAUUGCGUAUGGUCUCACAAAGAAGGAAUUGCCUCCCUUGGAUCAACAGUCAAGAAACGUGGUGUUCGUAAGUCUAGGAAACUCAAACCUUCAGGUCGCUGUUAUUGCAUUCAAUGAUGGAAAGAUGCGAGUUCUUUCAACUGCCUGUGAUCCCUGUCUUGGUGGCAGAGAUUUUGAUAUGGCUAUCUUCAAGCACCUGGUAAAGGAGAUUCGAGAAAAGCAUAAACUUGACGUGAUGUCAAAUAAAAAGGCUCGCGUUCGUUUAUUGAAAGCGUGUGAUAAGUUGAAGAAAGUUAUGAGUACAAACUCUACGGAAAUUCCAAUUAAUGUAGAAUGUCUUAUGGAGGACACGGACAUUUCUUGCAAAAUGAAACGAGAGUUCUUUGAGUCGCUUUGUGAAUCUCUGCUUCUGCGAGUUAAACAGACAAUGGAAAAUGCUCUUGUAGCUUCAAAUCUUAAGGUUGAGGAUCUUCAUUCUGUGGAGUUAGUUGGUGGAGGAACUCGCAUUCCUGCUGUUAAGAGCCUUGUUAAGGAAGUUUUCCAAAAAGAUGGUAGCACAACUCUUAAUGCCGAUGAAGCCGUUGCCCGUGGAUGUGCCUUCAUGGCAGCCAUUUGCUCACCGGCCUACAAGGUUCGAGAAUUCUCCAUAACUGAUGCCUGUCCUUACUCAAUUUCGCUCAGUUGGACACCUUCAUUAGAGGAUGUACAAACUGCUGCUAAAGACGAGGACCCAAGUGAAUCUGCUCUUGGUGAUUCGACUGUGGUAUUCAAACAGCAGUGCCCCAUUCCUGCUACCAAGCAGCUUAAAUUCUACAGAAAAUCUGAUUUCACACUCACUGCUAGCUACUCUAAUCCUGAUGGCAUGCACAUAGUCAAUCCCCUAAUCGGAACUUUCAGAAUUACUGAUGUUGUCCCUUCACCGCCGGAUGAUACAGCCCAAGUGAGGAUUAAGAUGCGUGUAAAUGCUAAUGGCAUCUUCACUAUUAGUACUGCUUCUGUCAUGGAGAGAGUUGAAAAGGAGGUCGAGGUACCGAUUGAAGAAGAACAAACUGUAAAGGAUUCUGGAACUGCAGCCCCUGUUCCACCUCCAUCUGAAGUAAAAGUGGAGACGAAUAUUUCUUCACAAUCCGAUAAAGCUGAACCGACUCCCGCUGCUCCUGCUGAAUCGCAGCCCAUGGAGGCAGACUCUAAUGAAGUUGCCCCAGUUACCGCUAAACCCAAUGUGCGGAUUGAGAAGAAAACGUUCCUUAAACCACGCGAUGUUCCUGUCAAGUCAACCACCAUGCAGUUAUCACAGCAACAAUUACUUGAGUUCACUGAUUUUCAUGCAAAGCUUAAUCAGAGUGACGCUGUGGAGCGCGAGAGACAGCACAUGAAAAAUGCUCUAGAGGAAUACGUCUAUGACAUGCGUGGCAAGUUGGAGUCUACUUUGAAUCAGUUUACAACUGAUGUUGAGAGAGAAUCCUUCAGGAGAGAAUUGAAUGCUGCCGAGGAAUGGGUCUAUGGAGAGGGUGAAGAUGCGAAGAAGUCGAUCAUUUCCAAACGACUUGAAGCUCUCAAACAACCUGGAGAUAGGUUCAUGCUUCGUUUUACGGAAUUUGAAAACCGAACCUCGGCUAUCAACGGUCUUACAAAUGCUUGUGAAAAAAUCCAGCUGAUAUUGGAGAGCUACGCUGCAGGAGAUGAUAAAUAUGAGCAUCUAGCUAAAGAGGAGAUGGCAAAGGUGGAGAGUUCAUUAAAGGAUAAGCAAAAGCUCCUACAUAACUUUAUGGAAGCUAUCGUUAAAAUGGAGCCUACUUCAGACCCUACCGUUUUUACUGCUGAUCUUAUCCAUGCUAAGAGGGACCUGGAAGUAACUUGCAACCCUAUUAUUUCGAAACCAAAGCCAGCUCCCCCACCUCCAGAGCAAACGAGUUCACCAACAAAAGAAGGCGAAGGUUCGACAAAUUCAUCGGAUUCUAAGGAAGUACCAAAUGCAAAGGCAUCAAAGGCAGGCCCCCAAUCAACUAAUACUGCAGGCGAGGACAUGGAUGUUGAUUAA